AGGUGGACGCCCGCGAUCAGAGCUAUGUGCUCUCUCGAUUAAAAGAUGCGCUGUUGUGAUAGCUUAAUACGCUCCUCUGAUUUUUGGCAGGAAUGUGACGCCAUACAUCUAUUAAUGGAUCAUAUGCAGCUGGCCUUUGCUUUCUAGAACAUUCUAGACCUUUCUGGAGGCGCCCCAGCAUCCAGAGUCCUUAAAAUUGUGAAAUAGCCCUUUGCAAUGCAAGAAAGGAUUCAGAUACUAACGGGAGUGAGAAUGAGACUAAAUUUCAUAAACUACAGUACCCAUAAGGCAGCAAGAAGCUGCGCAGUCCCAGUUGACCUCUGCUAGUGUUGUUGUCUAACCGGGUCACAGUUCUGCUUCGUGUCGUUCCAUAAAGUUCAAGAUUCCGACCCAGCAGAGGAGCCUCAGCCUCCUGAGACCAGCUGGAACCGGUUUGUGUCCGCUCAUGGUCCUCCUGUCCCGGUAUCGGACCGUCUGUGAGGCUCGGCUAAGAUAGCCAGCAAGCCAACCAACCAACCAACCCACAGGCCGGUGUGGAGUGUGAGAUGAUCCGCUGCUGGUGCUCCUGUUCGGGGUAAGCUGUGUGAGUGGGCCGCCAGAGAACCGGGAGGAGUGGAGCCAUCCCCGCAGACAUGUGGCAGAGCCUCGGCCUCACCCUGCUGGUCAUCGUGGCUACGCUGCUCUGUGUGCUAAUCUUCAUGGUGUUCGGUUGGUACGUCGUCUGGCAGCUCUUCCUGUCUAAGUUUAAGUUCCUGCGUGAACUGGUUGGGGACGCCGGCACGCCACAGGCCGAAACGCAACCACCCGAACCCAAGAGUGAACGCUCCGCCGGUGCCCAGCCGAGGAGCAGGAACCGGACCACACGCCAAAGAGUCUUCCUCCCAGAGAGCACGUCAUAGAUGAUCAUCGCUCCUUACAGGACAGUUUACAGGAACCAGGCGGAGCUCCUUGAUCAAAGGGAAAAAUUACUGUAAAGAUGUUUGCGUCCAGCCGUGAUGAUCGAGCUGCUUCCUGUCUUGGUCGAAGGGCCGUGGCUUUUUAACAGAGUAGAUGACCUCCAUAACCUCAACCAAUAAACUGUCAACUGACAUUACCUAGACGCGUUCAAGAUGGUGAAAAAUGUUGCAACACUUUGCUGUAAGAAGUGGUCACAUCUUUUUAUAGAGCUAACCUGUCAGCUGAGAGGUAGCAGGAAGCUCUGUCAAUCACAUGGUCUCUUGUUUAACCAAUCAGCUGAUCUGGACCUCAUCAGUAUUUCUGUAAUCACUUCCUCUGGCUUUUAAUCAGCUGUGGGGAUUUUGUUUUUAUUUAAGGUAAAACUUUAGCUUCGAAUAAAUGCCAAACAGGAAAUAAA
Girardinichthys multiradiatus is the source of this 1354-nucleotide messenger RNA. RefSeq names its product small integral membrane protein 13 (gene smim13). The record is from RefSeq and is a predicted model, not a curated record. Lineage: Eukaryota; Metazoa; Chordata; Actinopteri; Cyprinodontiformes; Goodeidae. The transcript is spliced from 2 exons. Bases 633 to 899 code for a protein of 88 amino acids.